Messenger RNA from Linum trigynum, 1878 nucleotides. Lineage: Eukaryota; Viridiplantae; Streptophyta; Magnoliopsida; Malpighiales; Linaceae. The record is from the annotation of a GenBank genome assembly.
AUGUGUCCCCCCCUUCCCCUCUUGUCCUUUUAUUCCGCUCACCACACAAACCCAAUUCAAACCUCCGAAUCCGAUUCAGCUCUCAAGCUAAAAACACUAUUAUUCAACAUCUUCUCGAUUUCUUCUUCUCUCUCGGAAGGAUCGAUGGGGGCGAGCUUGAUGCUGUUUUACGGGUUUGUGCUACUGCUCGUUGCGGGAACAUGCACGGCGGCCACCAUCGGCGGCGACGAGAUGCUUCUGGACACCUCCAGAUUGAAGAUGUUUGUGGAUGAGGUUCCAGAGAUGCCGACGAUUCGCGGCUACAGAGUCGUCAAUGGCUCCUACGAAUCAGCGGCCCUCAAGAUCGGCAUGUUUCGCAAGGACUGGAAAUUCCACAGAGACCUCCCUCCGACACCAGUCUUCGCCUACGGUACAUCCAAGCACACCGCAACAGUCCCCGGCCCGACAAUCGAGGCCAUCGGAGGCGUCUCCACCCACGUGACGUGGACGAAUCACCUCCCUCCGAGCCACAUCCUCCCGUGGGACCCUACCAUCCCGACGGCCAUGCCUGUUGCAAAGAAGGGCAUUCCUACGGUAGUGCACCUCCACGGUAUGAUCGGUGGACCCGAGAGCGACGGGCACGCUCACUCGUGGUUCACCAAUGGAUUCCGAGAGACGGGACCCACUUGGACGACCAAAACUUACCACUACCCGAACGUUCAGCACCCGGGGAGCCUCUGGUACCACGAUCACGCCAUGGGAUUGACACGUGUCAACUUACUGGCCGGUUUGAUCGGAGCCUACGUCAUCCGGGACCCAAAGACCGAAUCCGAGCUCCGACUACCCUCCGGCAACGAGUUCCAUCGACGGCUGGUUAUUUUCGAUCGCAGCUUCCUCACCAAUGGUUCCAUAUACAUGAACUCCACCGGAAACAACCCCGACAUUCACCCGCAGUGGCAGCCGGAGUAUUUUGGGGACGCGAUCAUCGUCAACGGGAAGGCGUGGCCGCGAAUGUCAGUACGGCGUCGCAAGUACCGGUUCACGAUCAUCAACGCCAGCAACGCCAGAUUCUUCAGGCUGUUCUUCAGGAACGGGUUGAGAUUAAUCCACGUGGCAGCUGACUCAGCUUAUUUGGAGAAGCCGGUGGUGGCCACCCACACCUUAUUGGCUCCGUCCGAGAUUAUCGACUUCGUGGUUGACUUCUCAUACUCGAGAUCGGACUCGGUCAUUCUAGCCAACGACGCGCCGUAUCCGUACCCGUCCGGGGAUCCCGUGAACGACGCCAACAGCGUGGUGAUGAAGUUCAACAUUCGAAAAGAACGGGAGUACGACACGUGGCGGGUGCCGAGGACGCUGAUCAAGUACCCGUCCCCGAAUGUAUCCGGCGCGGUGAGGUCACGGUACAUUGCGAUGUACGAGUAUGCAAGCGCAGCGGACGAGCCGACGCAUCUCUACAUCAACGGCAGAUCGUUCGAGGCGCCGGUGACCGAGAUGGCGAAAGUGGGGACCAGUGAGGUGUGGUACGUGAUUAACCUGACGGAGGACAACCAUCCUUUGCACGUCCAUUUGGGGCUGUUUACGGUGAUGGAGCAGACGGAGCUGGUGAACGCGGAGGAAUUCAAAGAGUGCAUGAACAAGUUGAACGACGCGAUGAGGUGCCACGUGGAGAGGUACGCCCGCGGGAAGAAGAUCAGAGUGCUUCCCCAUGAGAAGGGGUGGAAGAACGUGUACAAGAUGAUGCCCGGGUUUGUGACCAAAAUUUUGGUGAGAUUUGCUUACAUACAUUCCACUCAGCCCUACGUGUUCAAUGCCACUGCGGAGCCUGGUUACGUGUACCAUUGCCACAUAUUGGACCACGAAGACAACGUUAUGAUGCGACCACUGAAAUUAGUGGUUUGA